This is a messenger RNA of Fundulus heteroclitus (mummichog), 2162 nucleotides long. RefSeq names its product protein OSCP1. The record is from RefSeq and is a predicted model, not a curated record. The transcript is spliced from 10 exons. Gene Ontology annotation, cellular component: plasma membrane; cytoplasm. Lineage: Eukaryota; Metazoa; Chordata; Actinopteri; Cyprinodontiformes; Fundulidae. Gene Ontology annotation, biological process: transport. The coding region runs from base 1017 to 2072 and encodes 351 amino acids.
GGAGAAAUGCUUUACAUUCUGGAUCAGCGCCUGCGGGCCCACAACACGUCUGACAGCAGCUCAGAGAAAGGAGUUUGGUCAGAAGGUGACAGGAAGAGAGGUAUCAGAGGACCAUCCUGCAGGAUUUUAGUUCCUUCCUCCUAGACUCACUUAGUUCUCAGCCAAAAGUUCCUGCAGUGACACAAAUAUUAGCUUCAUGGCUUCAGAUCUACAGGCUGAACAUCUCCAGGGUUGGUCCUCCACCUUCAUAAUGUCUGGAUUUCUCUCUGACCUUCUGGACCAAAUCCUGAAGGUCAUGGAGGUCCAUUCUUAUCUUCUCAGUGCUUGGAGUUCUGCUUUGUAAGAACUGACCACAGGUCCAGCUGGUUCUGGUCCCUGAGCCACCGGCUCCAUCUCAGGUCCACGUCAUCAGCAGGUUCUUCCUGGAUGUAGGAAGAACUGGGAGGAAUGGAUCGGAUCCGGAUGUUUCCCUGCUGGACUCGUCCACCAGGACUCAUGGUGGCUCUCAGCUCUUCUUCGUCCUCUUUGCUGCUCUUCUUCUUCAGUCCACUGUGCAUGCAGAUGAACUGCUGCCGAUGUCCAGCAAGCUCUGCACUGGUGGCCCCACAUGGCAGCAGGGACCUCCUCAGGAGGAGCCAGACCUCCUCAGUUUGAAGUUCUUGAUGGUCUAGAAGCUCUUGUCCCUGCAGGGAAUUUUCAUUUCAUGUCAUUAUGGCCGUAAAACGACACCAAAGGUUCCUGGUUCUACCAGAACAACGGUUUCAGCAGAACCGUGACCCGGUGGAAGGGUUUGAGACUCUUCCUAAAGCUUCUCCUGCUGUGGAUCUUCUGCCUGUUCUCACCUGCAGUUAGUUCCUCUCUUUCUGGCAGAAAUGCUCAGAAAGCUUUUAUAUUUGUGUCGCUGUCAGACUUUUGUCCUGGUAGCCAUCGUUUAAAUCCCCGCUGAGAAAUAAAACGCCUUUAAAAUGUACGUGCUGAAUGCUUUUAGUUACCAGAUGAAUCCUUAGAAGUUAGUGAUGAAUCCUGAGGAAGUAGCUGCUGUCCAGGGAAGUAAAUUUCUGAAUGACAUCGUUGGGACCAUGUUCAGUAAAUCCUUCAUGGACGAACUCCUGAAGCCUCAGCAGCUGUAUUCCCACCGGACCAUGAAGACGGUACUGACCCGGUUGGCACACACCUCCAUCAUGAGGCUGAACCCGGCCAGCAUGGACAGGCUUUACGAGCUGAUGAUCAUGGCCUUCAAGUAUCAGGUCUUCCUUUGUCCUCGGCCCAAAGACCUUCUGCUGAUCUCCUACAAUCACAUGGACUCCAUCAGAGCGUUGGUCAGAGACACGCCGGCCGUCCUCAACCAGGUGGACGAGACUCACAGGAAAGUCAUUGAGGUUUACUCCACGUUCUCAGAAGGAGAGCUCCAGCUCCUCAGACAAACGCUGCUCAUAUUCUUCCAGGACAUGCACAUCCGGGUGUCACUUUUCCUGAAGAAUCAGAUCCAGAACCCCAGCGGCCGUUUUGUCCUGACAACCUCAGGUCCGGUGCCGUCUGGAGUAGAUGUUCCAGGACUUAUCAGGACGUUUGACCUGAGGGGGAGAGAAGUGAGUCGGAGCGAGUUCCCGCCUGGAGGAAGCUUCAGCGGUUCUGUUGGAGACGGAUCGUUUGAGCUGAAUGGAGACAGAGUCCUCAGACUGGGCCGGAACCUGUACAGAGCGGAGCAUCCAGAGGAGACCCAGACGUCCAGGACACCUGGGGCUCAGCCCAACAGCCCCCCCAACCCGCUGGCCAAAGAAGAGCUCAACCUUCUGGCCCGCCUCAUGGGCAGCAUGAAGGCCGAGAACGUUCCCACAGGAGAGCGCCGGUUCCGGAUCAGCCUGUUCUCCACGGACCAGGAGGAGGCCGGCGCUUCAGGCGGAGAGCAGCAGGACACCAUCCAGGUGAUCAACAUUCAGGCUGUGCAGGACGGACAGGCGGCUUUGGCGCUGGCUCGGAUCGCUGGAGAGUUUGCAGACGAAGAGGCGAAGCUGGAAAAUCCCAGCAGCAGUAAAGGAGACGAGCUGCUGGCCAUGAUGGAUGACCUCUGAUCGGGAUUUAUCAUAAUGCAAUUAUUUCUCUGCUGCUUCCUUUAACUCAGCAUUUAUUCCAAAAGAUGCAAAGUCAAUAAAAUAGGAAAA